Molecule: messenger RNA, 5350 nt
Organism: Rhineura floridana
Lineage: Eukaryota; Metazoa; Chordata; Lepidosauria; Squamata; Rhineuridae
Gene: ADAMTS13
Product: ADAM metallopeptidase with thrombospondin type 1 motif 13
Exons: 32
Coding region: 77-4858 (1593 amino acids)
Biological process (GO): proteolysis; extracellular matrix organization
Cellular component (GO): extracellular matrix
Molecular function (GO): metalloendopeptidase activity
Source: RefSeq, a predicted model, not a curated record
AGGGACAGGCCAAAGGAAAAUCCAGAGUUUUACAUUUGCUCGGAACGUGUCUGUGGCAGCUCCUGUUGCCAUCAUCAUGAUCCUAAAUCCUUGGGUCCUAUUUUUUGCAGCGUUCCCCCUGGGAGUUUGCUGGCUGUCAAGAACCCAAGGGGCAUUUCUGGAUUCUUUGGAAGCCCGUGACAUUUUCUCAUAUUUUGCUACCAGUUCAGCCUCCGAAGUGCCGGAGUUUGACGUGGUGGGCCUGAGUUGUUCCUGCGAAGAGGCCCGCGCUGGGCCGACAUCUUGCAAAACUCAACGUUGCUCCCUCACAGCCUGGGGGGAUGUCCUUGCCUUUGAAUUCCCUGAGGAUGGAGCCCUCCUUUCCCCUUCCUUUGUGAGCCACCAAAGGCUGAACCCAUCCGCUAGUUUGCUGCGCCAUUUCCAGGGCAACUGCUUCGCCGCGGGAAAGGCCCUGAGUCCUCCAGGGGCAGAAUGCCGACUGACGUACUGUGAAGGGCAACUACAAGGAUUUGUCCUUGUCCGUGGGGCAAAGGUUCACGUUAGGCCUGUUAGAAGACAACAUCAAAGCCUGCUGAUGGGUCCAUUCCUUCCCAGGCCUCACAUCAUUUUCAGGACUCCACAGAACUACACAACAGCAGAGACAAGAAGAAAGUUUCGGCCCCGAGUCCGCAAAGGGGCUGAGGGGGAGGUGAAGCACUUGGAGCUGCUGGUUGUGGUGGGGCCAGAUGUUUACCACUUCCACAAGGAAGAUACCGAGAGGUACAUUCUCACCAACCUGAACAUUGGAGCAGAGCUUCUUCGAGACGCCUCACUGGGAGCUCAAUUCAGGGUUCACCUGGUCCGAAUGAUUGUCCUCACGGAACCCGAGGAAUGCAUCAAUAUCUCUGCCAACAUCACUUCCUCGAUCAUCAGCGUCUGCGAAUGGGCAUGGAAAGUCAACCCAGAGAAUGAUUCAGAUCCUCAGCACGCGGAUCUGGUUCUGUACAUAACCAGGUUUGACCUGCAAUUACCCAAUGGAAACACGCAAGUGCGCGGCGUCACCCAGCUGGGAGGGGCCUGUUCCGGGGCCUGGAGUUGUGUCAUCACUGAGGACACGGGUUUUGGACUUGGAAUCACCAUUGCCCAUGAGAUUGGGCACAGCUUUGGGAUCCAGCAUGACGGAGAAGGGAACCGAUGCGCAGGUGACGGGCACAUCAUGGGCUCUGAAGGGGGUCACAACAGUGUGGAUCUGACUUGGUCUGCUUGUAGCAGAGAGCAGCUCUUAGCCUUUGUCAGUUCAGGCCAAGCAAGCUGCACGAAUGACCUGCCAGACCUCAAGGACAACAUCCCAGGAGGGAAGCCAGGCCUCUAUUAUGGGGCGGACGAGCAGUGCAUGACGGCCUUUGGGGGCGGAGCGACAGCCUGCACUUUCUCCAGACACGACAUUGACAUGUGCAAAGUUCUCUCUUGCCACACAAAUCCGGCCGACCAGUCCAGCUGCACCCGGCUCCUUGUUCCCCUCCUGGACGGUACCGAAUGUGGGAUCAACAAGUGGUGCUCCAGGGGCCGCUGCAGCUCUUUGGAAGAGCUGAAUCCCAUUGCGGCGGUCCAUGGGCACUGGUCCAGCUGGACUGCCUUCACUGCCUGCUCCCGGAGCUGUGGAGGAGGAGUUGUGGCCAGACGGCGACAGUGCAACAACCCCAGACCUGCUUUUGGUGGAUGUCAGUGUGAGGGGGAAGAUUUGCAAGCAGAGAUGUGUAACACGCAGCCCUGCCCGACAACCCAGGUGGGUUUCAUGGAUGAACAAUGUGUAGCGACAGAUUUGAAACCACUUUAUCUGAGCCUGGAGUUCCCAUCCUUUUAUAAGUGGGAGUCGGCAGUUGGCUAUGCCAAAGGAGACACCAUGUGCAAACACAUGUGCAGGGCAUCUGGGAAGAAUUUCAUGGCGAGCCGAGGGGACCGAUUCGCAGAUGGGACAAGGUGUGAACUGAGCGGCCCAGCAGAGGAGGGAGCAGUUGGCCUGUGUGUGAUGGGCAGUUGCAGGGUGUUUGGGUGUGACGGCAGGAUGGAUUCUGGGAAAAGGAUGGACAUGUGCCGAGUGUGCGGUGGAGACAACUCUACAUGCUUUGUUGUGAAGGAUUCUUAUGCAGAAGGGAAAGCCAGAGAGUAUGUUACAUUUCUGAGGCUCCCUCCUAACACCACCACAGUCCGUGUGGUCAACCGGAAACCACUCUUCACGCAUUUGGGUGUGCAAGUUCAAGGGCAGUAUGUGGUGGCGGGAAAAGGCAGAAUCUCCUUGAACGCCACCUACCCCUCUACCCUGGAAGACAACCAGAUAGAAUACAAGGUCUUUCUCACAGAGGAGAACCUGCCUGGCUUAGAGGAGGUUCGUGUGGAUGGGCCAGUGCAGGAGGACAUAGAGAUACAGGUUUAUAGGAAGUACGGGAAGGAAUAUGGGGCCACCACCAACCCAGACAUCACUUUCAGCUACUUCCGGCCGAAUGAGAAGGAGGGACACGUGUGGGUCCCCCAGCUCAGCCCCUGCUCGGCAAGCUGUGGGGAAGGCACUCUGCAGGUCGGUUAUUCCUGCUUUGACCAGGCAAAGAGUGAAAUGACAGAUGACCUGCAUUGUCUGAAGACCCCAAGGCCCCCUGUCAGGCAAGAGCCUUGUGCUGUGGCCCCCUGCCUGCCUCGCUGGGUAGCGGAGGACUUCGGGCCCUGCAGCGCCACCUGUGGCGGAGGUGUGAUGGAGCGGCUGGUUCACUGUGCAAAAGAAGAAAGAGGGCUGGUUGUGUCUCUGCCUGAUUCGGAGUGCGUGGAUGCUCCCAAGCCUUCUCCCGUCGAGUCUUGCAACGAUGAGACUUGUCCUGCGAGAUGGAAGGAAUCUGAGCCAGGCAGGUGCUCUGCCAUUUGUGGCUUGGGAGUUGCCCCCUUGAAUCUGAGCUGUGUCCAGGUGCGCGAUGGGCUGGAAAGCACCAUGGAAGAAAGCCUGUGCCCGGUGGAUGAGAAGCCCCCCGCCUUUGUGCCUUGCAUGGUGAACGUCUGCCCUUUGGGAUGGAACACACAGGAAAGUGUGCCCCAUUCAGAGCACUCUGUUCCAUUUUGGCCUCAUCAGACUGGAAAUCGCUCAGUGUACGUCUGGAGUCCUCUGGCUGGAGAAUGCUCUGUCACUUGUGGAAGAGGCCUGAUGUCGCUGAGCUAUGUUUGUCUGGUCUUUGACACCAAAGAAGAAGCAGAGGAGAAACAUUGUAACCAGGCACUGAAGCCGGCGAGCCAGCUGGAAACGUGCAGUCCUGCACCGUGUCCACCACGCUGGGAAGUGAAGGAACUCACUCCGUGUCCCGUGACCUGCGGGGGAGGAAAAAUACCUCUCUCUGUCCGCUGCGUCAGGCAAUACGGGACUGUAACUCGGACUCUUCCUCACUCAAAAUGUAGCAGGAUGCACAGGCCAUCCAGUAGCAAAGACUGUGCCACUGAUCCAUGUCCAGCAAGGUGGUUCUACAAAAAGGGCACAUGUAGUACCAGCUGCGGUGGAGGUGUGAUGCGCAAGGUCCUGUACUGUGCGCGGGGGAUGGAGGAGAAGGAGGAGGAAGAAAUCCUGCCAGAUGCUGUCUGUGAGAGUUUGCCUCGCCCCGACGAACAGGAAGCGUGCAACCUGGAACCUUGUCCCCCAAGGUGGAAAGUGACCAGAACCAGUCCGUGCUCCUCUUCCUGCGGCCUUGGGGUGGCCACCCAGAUGGUCUCUUGCAUGCAGCUUUCUGGGGGCCAAGAGAUUGAACUGGCAAAGAGUCGGUGUUCAGAAGCAGAGAAGCCCCCCUUCAGCGUGCCCUGUGUGAUCCGGGUCUGCCCUUAUGAGUGGAGAUUCACCACAUGGGGACAGUGUUCUGUGUCUUGUGGAAAUGGCAUUCAGACACGGCAGGAUUUCUGCAUCAAUCCCGAAACUAGAGCACGGGUGAAUCCCAUCUUGUGCAUGCACUCUCCUAAGCCCGUAAUGCUGAGAAGUUGCUCCGUCGCCCCCUGCCUUGAACAGGCUGCGGCAGACACGGUCUCCAGGUCAGAUCUUAAGACUUUGCCCCUGGCUGCAGACUGGGUGACAGCUACGCUGACCGUUGUCCCCAAAGGACCACAGUAUAAGGCCUUGGCUCUUCCACAGCCUGAUGAACCAGCUCCUUCUGUGAAACAAUUUGAGAAGAUACCAUGGGGUGCUCAGAAGUACAGUGUCUGUGGGCAGCUGUUCCUCAAUUCCACGGGGUUGAUCAACAUGACCGGCGUGCAAGCCAGCGACUGCACCGUUGCCAUUGGCCGCCCCUUAGGGGAGGUCAUCACAGUCCAAGUGCUGGAGAGCUUCCUCAAUUGCAGUGCAGGUGAGGUGGUGCUGAUUUCUACACGCAUGAUGUGGCGGACAGGCUGCAAAAAGCUGGCGCAUUUGACCGUAAACACCAGGAUCAACACGCUGAUGGUGAGACAGCGCCUCCUGGUGCCCAGGAAUGGAGUUGUCUUUCAGUACAGCAGCAAAGAGGCAGCUAAGAAAUAUCAUCAAGAUUGCGAUGUGCAGUUGUUCGGCCCCCACGGGAAAAUAAUGAGCCCUGUGCCUUUGGCAGACUGGGGAACGCAAGUGGCUUGCAGGACGUUCAUUGAUGUGGCCCCACAACAUCACAUCGCCAUCCACGCUGUGUACGUGGAUCUGACGGCUGAUGGCAACCAAACACACUCCGGUUACAUCUCGAUCCGAGACGUUGAUGCCAUGAAGACUGCAGUCUUCCGUGGGAACCAGCCGUUCUACUGGGAAUCAAUUGGGAGCCGGGCCGAAAUUGAAUUCAGCAAAGACUUUGCCAGUGUCAGUUUCCAAGCGGAAUACUGGGUCACCACGCCAAAAUAAACACAGCUGCAAGUUGUUUGCGGAGCAACUGGUUCCAGUGGAGGGCCCAAGCGCUGCUGUAUGUCCAAGGGUUAUAUAGCUAGGGGGAUAGAGUAGGUGUCGCUUGUCACACAGCGUGGAGGAGAAGUAACAUCUAUUGCAGUCCCAUCUUCUAAAAAUCUUUAAAGUUGCAGGAGUGCUGGUUUCUUUUGCAUCUGUUCAAAGGGCUGAAGAAGGGAGAAAGAGUUCCUAGUGCCCAAACUCAACCUGCCUCUGCCACUGGCUCAAAUUGUGACCUCUGCCAAGUCACUCAAUGCCCCUUUCCAUUGCUGUUUUUUGUAGCGCCAAAGUCAGCACCUCAACUCAGUAUGCACAUAAUUGUUGGAGAUUGGCCAAUAAAAGUGUUACGUGGGUGUGAACCUAGCUUAUUAGUCUGAAGUUAAAAAUUCCCAGCACCUUGCACAGUUCCUGGGUUUCUUUUUUGCGGGGUGGGUGGGGGUGCUUUAAAUGUAU